This is a messenger RNA of Aegilops tauschii subsp. strangulata, 2523 nucleotides long. RefSeq names its product AP2-like ethylene-responsive transcription factor PLT2. Gene Ontology annotation, biological process: regulation of DNA-templated transcription. Gene Ontology annotation, molecular function: DNA binding; DNA-binding transcription factor activity. The record is from RefSeq and is a predicted model, not a curated record. Lineage: Eukaryota; Viridiplantae; Streptophyta; Magnoliopsida; Poales; Poaceae.
UGGCCACUGCUGCACUCUUCUCACAUUGACCCAAAUGUAGCUAGUGUUCUAGGUGCUUCUCAAAAAGGGGUAUACCCUCCUCCCCUAUCAGCUUCCACCUUACCUCGCCAAUGCUUCCAGUGCUCUGAUCAGGAAGAAACCAACUAUUAAUCUAUCGCAGCUAGCCCCGCGGGCUGUUCUAUCAAUCGGCCAUCCCAGAAUGGCUUCUGGAAACGACUGGUUGGGGUUCUCGCUCUCCGGCCAAGAAAACCCACAGCCGCAUCAGGAUAGCCCGCCGCCCGCCGGCAUCGACAUCUCCGGCGCCAGUGACUUCUAUGGCGUACCCACGCAGCCAGCUCCCGACGCUCAACUCGGCGUGCCAGGUCAUCAGCCUUCAUACGGGAUCACGGAGGACUUCAAUAGGGGAGCUCAUGAAACCCACGAUUGGAACAUGAGGGGUGAUCUGGACUAUAACGGCGGUGCGUCCGAGCUCUCGAUGCUCGUCGGGUCGAGCGCAGUCGGCGGCAAGAGGGCGGCCAUGGAGGCCGAGACCGAGCCCAAGCUUGAGGACUUCCUCGGUUGCAACUCGUUCGUCUCCGAGCAAGAUCAGGCCGGCGGCUUCUUGUUCUCCGGAGUCCCGAUGACCACCAGCAGCAACAGCAACACCGGGAGCAACACCAUGGAGCUCUCUAUGAUCAAGAGCUGGCUCCGUGACAACCAGCUACCCCAAGCGCCGCACCCGCAGUCGCAGACCGGGGCGCCCGCGCAGCAGCCGCAACCCCACGAGGAGAUGGGCACCGACGCGAGCAGCUUCGAUCCGCGGGGGAGAAACGGCGCGUUGGUGGUGGCGGGGAGCUCGCAGAGCCUGGCGCUCUCGAUGAGCACGGGUUCAGGAUCGCACUUGCCAAUGGCUGUGGUCAGCGGCAGUGCCAGUGGGGGAGUCUCAGAGAGCACCUCCUCGGAGAACAAGCGAGCCAGCGGCGCCAUGGAUUCGCCGGGCGGUGCGGUAGAAGCUGUCGCGAGGAAGUCCAUCGACACAUUCGGGCAAAGGACGUCGAUAUAUCGAGGUGUAACAAGACAUAGAUGGACAGGCCGUUAUGAGGCUCAUCUCUGGGACAAUAGCUGCAGAAGAGAAGGGCAGAGUCGCAAGGGCCGACAAGUUUAUCUUGGUGGCUAUGACAAGGAGGACAAGGCAGCAAGGGCUUAUGAUUUGGCAGCACUCAAGUAUUGGGGUACAACAACAACUACAAAUUUCCCAAUUAAUACCUACGAAAAAGAGGUGGAUGAAAUGAAACAUAUGACUAGGCAGGAAUAUAUCGCAUACUUAAGAAGGAAUAGCAGCGGAUUUUCUCGUGGUGCGUCAAAAUAUCGUGGUGUAACUAGGCACCAUCAGCAUGGGAGAUGGCAAGCAAGAAUUGGGCGGGUUGCAGGAAACAAAGAUCUCUACUUAGGCACCUUCAGCACCGAGGAGGAGGCGGCGGAGGCCUACGACAUCGCGGCGAUCAAGUUCCGCGGGCUCAACGCCGUCACCAACUUCGACAUGAGUCGCUACGACGUCAAGACCAUCCUCGAGAGCAGCACCCUGCCGGUGGGUGGCGCGGCUAGGCGCCUCAAGGAGGCCGCUGAUCAUCCGGAGGCCGGCGCCACGAUCUGGCGAGCCGGCAUGGACGGCGCCAUCAUCUCCCAGCUGACCGACGUCGGGAUGGGCGCGUACGCGUCGUACCACCACGGCUGGCCGACCAUCGCAUUCCAGCAGCCGUCGCCGCUCUCGGUGCACUACCCAUACGUCGCCCAGCCGCCCCGCGGGUGGUGCAAGCCCGAGCAGGACGCCACCGUCGCCACGCAAAGCCUGCAGGACCUCCAGCAGCUGCACCUCGGGACCGCCGCUCACAACUAUUUCCAGGCAUCGUCGAGCUCAACGGUCUACAACGGCGGCGGCGUCGGCGGGUACCAGCAGGGCACCGGUGGCAACGCCUUCUUGAUGCCGGCUAGCACCGUUGUGGAUGAACAGGGGCACAGCAGCACUGCCGCCAACCAGGGAAGCACCUGCAGCUACGGGGACGAAGAGGGGAAGCUCAAUCUUGGGUACGAUGCCAUGGCGAUGGCGAGCACCGGCGCCGACCCAUACGCGGCGGCGUCAACUGUGAGCAUCGCGAGGGCGAACGGGUACUCCAACAACUGGAGCUCGCCGUUCAGUGGCAUGUGAUAAUGGUGAAGAGGGCAGAAGCUAGUAAUAGCGGGAUUAAUUAGCUAGCUAGAGAAUCGAAGUUAGGUCAGGGGUCUUGCUCGUUGUUGCGUUUCGGCUCAGGGUUCCGGCUUAGCUCUUCUUGGCCGGGUGGAUGACACUCGUAAAGGUGCUACGCAUGCAUGCCUUCUGGAAGCUGGUAAUGGCAAGUCAGGAUAGGUAAAGCUUGUGUCGUUGUAAGUUAAUUAUCCUGACUUGCUGUUAGUUUUGGGUAGUUUCAGAAGGAUCAAGUUAAUCCCUAGAGGACAAAAGCUGAUCGUGCGAUGGCAAUAACUUCGUAAUUCCAAUGAUUCGACUUA